CGGGGAGGCGAGCGUUCUGUGGGAGCGGGGCCCCUCUCGCCGCCCUCUCCUCAGUCUGGUCUCUGCCCGCAGCCGUAGCUCUGGCCCCCACGUCGCCCCUUCCGCGGCGGCCGGAAGCGCAGCGCGUCGCGCGCCUGAGGCGGGGUCGCCGGGUGCCUGCGCCUCCCGGGGCCGCGGCGGCGGCGGCGGCGUUGCCCUCGGAGGCCUCAGCCCGCGGGUCGCCGCGAUGGCCCUCAAGAUGGUCAAGGGUAGCAUCGACCGCAUGUUCGACAAGAACCUGCAGGACCUGGUCCGCGGCAUCCGCAAUCACAAGGAGGACGAGGCCAAGUACAUCUCGCAGUGCAUCGACGAGAUCAAGCAGGAGCUGAAGCAGGACAAUAUCGCUGUGAAGGCCAACGCCGUCUGCAAGCUCACCUAUUUACAGAUGCUUGGGUACGACAUCAGCUGGGCUGCCUUUAACAUCAUCGAAGUUAUGAGUGCCUCCAAGUUCACAUUCAAGCGCGUGGGCUACCUGGCCGCCUCCCAGUGCUUCCACGAAGGCACCGAUGUCAUCAUGCUGACCACCAACCAGAUCCGCAAGGACCUGAGCAGCCCCAGCCAGUACGACACUGGAGUGGCAUUGACUGGUCUGUCCUGUUUUGUUACCCCAGAUCUUGCCAGAGACCUGGCAAAUGACAUCAUGACCCUGAUGUCUCACACGAAGCCGUACAUCAGGAAGAAGGCAGUGUUGAUUAUGUACAAGGUUUUCCUCAAGUACCCUGAGUCACUGCGUCCGGCCUUUCCCCGGCUCAAGGAAAAGCUGGAGGACCCAGACCCAGGGGUGCAGUCUGCAGCUGUUAAUGUCAUUUGCGAGCUAGCUCGCCGCAACCCUAAGAACUAUCUGUCGCUGGCCCCGCUGUUUUUCAAGCUCAUGACAUCCUCCACCAACAACUGGGUCCUCAUCAAGGUCAUCAAGCUGUUCGGCGCUCUGACUCCCCUGGAGCCCAGACUGGGCAAGAAACUGAUCGAGCCUCUCACCAACCUCAUUCACAGCACCUCUGCCAUGUCCCUGCUGUACGAGUGUGUGAAUACUGUGAUUGCAGUGCUCAUCUCGCUGUCUUCCGGCAUGCCCAACCACAGUGCCAGCAUCCAGCUCUGCGUUCAGAAGUUGAGGAUACUGAUAGAAGACUCAGACCAGAACUUGAAGUACCUGGGGCUGCUGGCCAUGUCUAAGAUCCUGAAGACGCACCCCAAGUCCGUGCAGUCUCACAAGGACCUGAUCCUGCAGUGCCUAGAUGACAAGGACGAGUCCAUCCGCCUGCGUGCUCUUGACCUGCUCUAUGGAAUGGUUUCCAAGAAGAACCUGAUGGAGAUUGUGAAGAAGCUGAUGACCCAUGUGGAUAAGGCUGAGGGCACCACCUAUCGUGACGAGCUGCUCACCAAGAUCAUUGACAUCUGCAGCCAGGCCAACUACCAGCACAUCACCAACUUUGAGUGGUACAUCAGCAUCCUUGUGGAGCUGACCCGCCUGGAGGGUACCCGCCACGGCCAUCUAAUCGCUGCACAGAUGCUGGAUGUGGCCAUCCGCGUCAAGGCCAUUCGCAAAUUUGCUGUGUCUCAGAUGUCUGCACUGCUUGACAGUGCCCACCUGGUGGCCAGCAGCACCCAGCGCAAUGGCAUCUGUGAGGUGCUCUACGCUGCUGCUUGGAUCUGCGGGGAGUUCUCGGAGCACCUACAGGGCCCCCAGCAAACCCUGGAGGCAAUGCUGCGGCCCAAGGUCACCACACUGCCGGGCCACAUCCAGGCUGUGUAUGUGCAGAACGUGGUAAAGCUGUACGCAGCCGUCCUGCAGCAGAAGGAGCAGGCUGCUGACACGGAGGCUGCACAGGAGGUCACCCAGCUGCUGGUGGAGCGGUUGCCGCAGUUUGUGCAGAGUGCCGACCUGGAGGUGCAGGAGCGGGCGUCCUGCAUCCUACAGCUGGUCAAGCAUGUGCAGAAGCUGCAGGCAAAAGGUGUGCCGGUAGCCGAGGAGGUGAGCGCCUUGUUUGCUGGUGAGCUGAACCCUGUGGCUCCCAAGGCCCAGAAGAAGGUCCCAGUUCCUGAAGGCCUAGACCUGGAUGCCUGGAUCAAUGAGCCACCUUCGGACAGUGAGUCUGAGGAUGAGAAACCCAAGGCUAUCUUCCAUGAAGAGGAGCCAAGGCACGCACGGCGCCGGCAGCCUGAGGAGGAUGAGGAGGAGCUGGCUCGGCGGCGAGAGGCCCGGAAGCAGGAGCAAGCCAACAACCCUUUCUAUAUCAAGAGCUCCCCAUCCCCACAGAAGCCCAUGACAUCACAUUCCAGGGCUCUGGUCCCAGGUCCCAACCUGUCUCUAGGGCAUCUGGAGUACACGAGCAAUGCUCCUAUGGCGCAUCGAUACCAGGAUUCGCCAGGCGUGGAGCACAUUCCUGUGGUGCAGAUCGAUCUCUCGGUGCCUCUGAAGGUUCCAGGCCUGCCCAUGUCAGACCAGUACGUAAAGCUGGAGGAGCAGCGGCGGCACCGGCAGCGGCUGGAGAAGGACAAGAAAAGGAAGAAGAAGGAGAAGGGCAAGCGCCGCCACAGCUCCCUGCCCACAGAGAGCGACGAGGACAUCGCCCCUGCCCAGCGUGUGGACAUCGUCACCGAGGAGAUGCCCGAGAAUGCUCUGCCUAGUGACGAGGAUGACAAAGACCCCAAUGACCCCUACAGGGCACUGGAUAUUGACCUGGAUAAGCCCUUGGCUGACAGCGAGAAGCUGCCUGUCCAGAAACACAGGAAUGCUGAAACUGUGAAAUCCCCAGAGAAGGAGGGUGUCCCUGGUGUAGAGAAGAAGAGCAAGAAGCCCAAAAAGAAGGAGAAGAAGCGCAAAGAGAGAGAGAGCGAGAAGAAGGACAAGAAGGGCGAGGACUUAGACUUCUGGCUGUCCACCACCCCGCCACCUGCUGCUGUCCCCAUCCCUACCCCAUCCACAGAAGAGCUUGCUGUGAGCACCGUGGCCCCAGCUAAGGGUGAGGGUGAAGAACUCAAAAGAGAGGAGCCAGAGGAUGAAGAGGACAGCAUGGACCGUGACCAGGAAAAGAAAUCAUCCCAGCACAAGAAGAAGAAACACAGGAAAGAAAAGGAGGAGAGACCACGAGACAAAAAGAAGGUCAAGAAGAAGCAGGCUGCACCGCUGGAGAAUGGCGCCACAGAGGAGGAGGAGCCCAUCCCGCCCAUGUCCAGCUACUGCCUUCUGGCUGAGAAUUCCUACAUUAAAGUGACGUAUGACAUCCAAGCCAGCCUACAGAAGGACAGCCAAGUGACCGUGUCAGUCAUCCUGGAGAACCAGAGCAGCAGCUUCCUGAAGAACAUGGAGCUGAAUGUGCUGGACUCGCUCAACACCAAGAUGGCCCGGCCAGAGGGUUCCUCAGUGCAUGACGGUGUGCCCGUGCCUUUCCAGCUGCCCCCUGGUGUCUCCAACGAAGCCCAGUUUGUGUUCACCAUUCAGAGCAUCGUUAUGGCCCAGAAGCUCAAAGGCACACUGUCCUUCAUUGCCAAGGACGACGAAGGGGCCACCCACGAGAAGUUGGAUUUCCGGCUGCACUUCAGCUGUAGUUCCUACCUGAUAACCACUCCCUGCUACAGUGAUGCCUUUGCCAAGCUGCUGGAGUCAGGGGACCUGAGCAUGAACUCUAUCAAAGUCGAUGGCAUUAGUAUGUCUUUCCAGAACCUCCUGGCAAAGAUAUGUUUCCACCACCAUUUUUCUGUUGUGGAGCGAGUAGACUCCUGUGCCUCCAUGUACAGCCGCUCAAUCCAGGGCCACCAUGUCUGCCUGCUGGUGAAGAAGGGUGAGAACUCCGUGUCAGUAGACGGGAAAUGCAGUGAUGCCACCCUGCUCAGCAGCCUGCUGGAAGAGAUGAAGACCACGCUGGCCCAGUGCUGAACGACGGUGUCCAGGAUACCUAAAAGACCACGGACAGAUGUGAUGGGUCUUGCCUCUCCUCCUUUGUCACAUGUAGUGUCCCCACACCCAGCAUUAAUUUAACACCACUGGCCUCCACUGUGUGACUCUGAGGUCCUAUGUUGCAUCAACUUAUUUUAUUAUCCUUUUUUAUUCCAACCGAAUCCGCACUUGUUUGGCAAGAGAGGCCGUUCCUACCCUAGCCAGCAAGGAACUCCCAGCUCCACUCCCUGUUCUGGAGGUGACUGAGGACCCCAGGCUGGUGGGUCUCCAAGUUGCCAGCAAACACAAACAGUGGGACUGGUGCGGCCCCACUUUUGUGCCCUCACGUUGCUUCUGGAGGAACCCUUCCCCAAAUACCCUGACUGGUGGGAUCUGUGGAGAGGCGACCAGACCAGCUAUGACCAUGCUUCUCCCAGAGUCUGCAUGGCCAGAUGGAUGUGUUCUGCAGCUCAGCUGCUGACAACAGAGACAGCCCUUUGAUUUGAUUUUGAUUUUUUUUAUUUUUUGGUUUUUCGAGACAGGGUUUCUCUGUGGCUUUGGAGGCUGUCCUGGAACUCGCUCUGUAGACCAGGCUGAUCUUGAACUCACAGAGAUCAUCCUGUUUCUGCCUCCCUAGUGCUGGGAUUAAAGGCGUGCGCGACCACUGCCCGGCUUGAUUUUCUUCUGUUCAACAGAAUUCUGAUGGAGUUCUGUUGGGGGCCGUGGUCAGCGGAGGAACGCAGUCCAUGCCCCUCAGUUUGUCACUACACAUCUUGGGUUUGUUCCCCGCACUGUGCCACAGCUGUGGAGGGCUGAGUGCCGGUGCCUUGCAGUGGAGGGUAUGUAUCCUGGGAGCAUUUGGUGCUCACCCAGGUGUUCCAGGGCAAGGUGAGGGGACCCAGCCUGGACACUCCUUAUAGCUGGGUAGCUGGGCUCAAGCUGAGCCUUCUUCGGAGGGGAUGGUGGUCUGCAGACACUCUGGUUGACACUUUGAGGACUACUGUCACUUUAGCAUGUAGAGUACUGUUACCCACCCCACCUGACCCUCCAGCUCCAUGAUGUUCCAUGAUUGAUUUGCUGUCGACAUUCCCAUGUGAAGAGAGAUAUAUCACGCUGCUGAUGAUCGGUGUCAUAAUGACCCAAUAAAGAGUCGAAAAACA
Mesocricetus auratus (golden hamster) is the source of this 5076-nucleotide messenger RNA. RefSeq names its product adaptor related protein complex 3 subunit delta 1 (gene Ap3d1). The record is from RefSeq and is a predicted model, not a curated record. The coding region runs from base 227 to 3916 and encodes 1229 amino acids. Gene Ontology annotation, cellular component: terminal bouton; AP-3 adaptor complex; membrane coat. The transcript is spliced from 32 exons. Gene Ontology annotation, biological process: Golgi to vacuole transport; synaptic vesicle budding from endosome; neurotransmitter receptor transport, postsynaptic endosome to lysosome. Lineage: Eukaryota; Metazoa; Chordata; Mammalia; Rodentia; Cricetidae.